AUGAUGGAGGUCACAGGCGACGCUGGCGCGGCCCGACGGCCGCCGCGGGACAAGCCUCUCCACCAGUUUACGAUGCACUUCCUGAGCACGCUGAACACGAUCAAUGCGAACUACUACCGCAAGCACCACCCCAAGCCCAUCGAUGGGUCUUCCAGUAAGAAGAAGAAGACGAAGGUGAAGCAGCAGAUGCAGACGCCAGCGCCUGCUAACUACGUCUUCUCGACCACUGGCGACGAGAUGUUCCACAAUGGCCGCUACCUCGUGUGCGGGCGGAAACUGGGCGCGGGAUCCUUCGGACAAGUUGUGGAAGCGCAGGAUCUCGUGACGAAUGAAGCAGUGGCUAUCAAGAUUGUGCAGAAGAAACAGCAGUACACGGACCAGGCGCAGAUUGAGAUUGACAUUCUGCAGCGGCUGCACCGUCCGCGACAACUGGAUGCUACCAACCACAUUGUGAGGUUGGUGGACGCGUUUAUGCACCAGGAGCAUCAGUGUCUGGUGUUUGAGCGACUGGGACCGAAUCUCUUUGACGUUCUGCGUGGUACCAACUUUAACGGCGUUAGUCUCAAGCUGUUACGGAAGUUUACGCGGCAGAUCUUGAAGGCGCUGGAGUACAUGCGACACCCGAAUGUGAGCGUGAUCCAUUGCGACCUGAAGCCGGAGAACAUUUUGCUGGUUUCGCACGGUCAUAGCUCUUUGAAGCUCAUUGACUUUGGUAGUUCGUGUCUGUCACAGAACCAGAUUCACCGGUAUACGCAAAGUCGUUUCUAUCGCGCGCCUGAAGUGCUGCUAGGUAUGCGAUACACUGCUGCAAUUGAUAUGUGGAGCCUCGGCUGCAUUUUGGUUGAGAUGCACACUGGCAAGCCCUUAUUUUGCGGCUACGACUCGGCAGACCAGCUACAUCGAAUUAUCAACGUGCUCGGCAUGCCGCCGCGUGAGCUGUUGAACCGGGCAAACCCCCGGUACCGGAGCGUCUACUUUGAUGAAAUCGUGAUCUGCGAAGGCGACAUCAAGUGUGUUGAUUAUCGUCUGAGAGUGCACAAGGUCGUGCCGCCAAAGGGUAUUGAUGUGAUACCUGAGACAUGUAAGACCUUAGCAGAGAUUCUUGCGAGUGCUGACAAGUACGGGACGCCUAACCAUGGUCCGGAGCAGUAUCCAGCGUUCCAUGACCUUGUGAUGCGCAUGCUGGAUUUUAACCCCGACACACGAAUUUCCCCGACCGAGGCAUUGCAGCACCCGUUUCUGAUGGGCAUGCGUUCGAUGCAAGUGGAUGAACCGAUGGAGUCGCCAGCAGCACAAGUUGACUUCAAGUUCAGGCGGGCAUCAACGACGCACGACAUUCAUAGUCGCAACGCCGAGCCGCUAAACCGUGCGAAGAGGCGUCGCUUUGUUGGCACGUCGGCGCGUGAGCCAUGA
Messenger RNA from Peronospora matthiolae, 1413 nucleotides. The record is from the annotation of a GenBank genome assembly. Lineage: Eukaryota; Oomycota; Peronosporomycetes; Peronosporales; Peronosporaceae.